AAUACGAUAAUUCUGGUGGUUCGGUACGACAAUAUGGGCUAGAAAAGUUAACAUCACUGAUCUCGAGCAACUGCAAUCUUGCGGCCCCGGUGCAUCAAGAUCAAAACAAGAUCGCCGCACCGGACAGCGGACACGGCACACUGAUAUUUUGAUGAGAUGCUGCGUUCCAUGGUGCAGGGACUGGCAUGCCUGCGACUGCAUGGUGCUGGCCCAGCCGAGUGUGGUGCCUUGAGGGAGGCAGUGCAAAGCAGCGGGGCAAUGGCCAGGGCUCUCCCACAGCCUCUUGUCCAGCCUGUUCGGACCACCUUUAUCUUAAAACGCAAAAAGCGGCCUCACUUGGUGAAGGCUGACAAGCCUUUAGGGAGCAGGAAGCUGAAAGCUCGCCACUUCCUGUACGACCUGGUGGAGGACACCAAUGUCAGGAAGAAGGAACCCAUUAGGCUCAUCCUCAAGACCUCAGUGGAAGGGCUUGGAUCACGAGGAGAAGUGGUUGAGGUCAGCCCCUAUAAGGCCAGGAAGGACCUGCUGCUGCCUGGCCUGGCUGUGUAUGCUUCGCCGGAAAACUUGGACAAGUAUUCAAAAUUGAUGGUGGACACAUCUCAGGAUGAUCAGCCAUCGUCACCAUUUGCUCUCAGUACGGCCAAGCUGUUGUCUGAGAUGAUCAUCAAUGUCAGCAUGAACAAGACCAACCCAUGGGUGAUGGAGCCGUGGCACGUCAAGGUCGCCUUCCGCAAGGUUGGGGCAAUGGUGCCUGAGGAGGCCAUCACCAUGCCCCCCCACCCCAUUGCUGGGCCUGAUAUGGCCCUACAAGGGAAGGCCUUUGUUGUCAAGAUAAAGAUCAACAAUAAGGAGGAGGCGGCUGUGUGGUGCCGCGUCAACCACUACCCAACCGACCCGUUGGACCGCUCGUCAUUCCAGAGUCAUUACUGGGAGCUGCUGCCAGAUCCUAUCUUCCCAGAGCAGGCUGCCCUGCUGGAAGAACUGUUUGCCAUGUACCAACAAAGGGCUGCUGCUAAGGAGAAGCAAUAAAAGCAGAGUGUGGCACUGCGGGUUUUGUGUGUUUGCCUAACCCCUGUUGUGUUCGGCAGGACAGAAACUCUUCACUUUGGACUGGUUCUGUCUGACAGCCUCAGCUACACUGCUUCCAGGAGAUGUAAAGCACAGGCUGUGGAGGAACAGAGACAAACUAACCUGGACUAUCCUGAUACACUGAAGAUAAACAGUGGCACAUCCUGCAGAUGAGUGUUACAGUGAACCUUGAGGUGAGCCACAGCUCUCAUUAUGCUUUAACACAUACAGGACUGCAGUAAACUAGUAUCGCUUAUUAAGGCUUUGUGUGUCACUUGUAUAUCAGUGAAUGUUUAGGUUGAAAAGCUGAACCUCUUAUGAAAACUCUGUAUUGUAAAUCUCCUGGAGAUCAAUCAAGUGGAAGAAGUACUACAUUUCCAGACAUGUUAAAUAGCUGUAAUUUUAGUAGUGGUGGGUGAUGCAGGGCCCUGCAGCCUUGUAUUCAUAAUGGUGUACAUUGUGCCUGUACAGUAAAUCUUUUAUCAAACA
Portunus trituberculatus (swimming crab) is the source of this 1557-nucleotide messenger RNA. It is a transcript of the gene mRpL9, whose product is annotated as 39S ribosomal protein L9, mitochondrial-like. Gene Ontology annotation, cellular component: mitochondrion; ribosome. NCBI's taxonomy places the organism in Eukaryota, Metazoa, Arthropoda, Malacostraca, Decapoda, Portunidae. The record is from RefSeq and is a predicted model, not a curated record. Gene Ontology annotation, molecular function: structural constituent of ribosome. The transcript has 6 exons. The coding region runs from base 157 to 1029 and encodes 290 amino acids. Gene Ontology annotation, biological process: translation.